GUAGUUGGCGAGGUGCAGCAGUCGGGAGGGGUUCAGAUGAAUGCAGGCCUCCUCGGCCCCUAGCUGGCGCUUCGUGCAUCUCCGCCAGCGCUCCUAGGCUCGCCCAUUACCGGCUGAGGGCCACCGCAGCGCCCCGUGAGGCGCAACUGGGUGCCAGGAGCGAUCAGAGCAACGCAGUGGCUGGUUCUCUUGCUUGGGCUGGUGAGGCGGCAGUCAGCGGUGCUCCGCCGCAGUGGCACUCCCUCCGAAGCUGCUUCUGCGCCAGCCGCCGCCAGCACGCUAGCCGGGACGCUCGUCAGUGGGACCGUCUCGCUCCAGGCUACGAAGGGUAAGAGACCUCCCCAGCCAGCCUGCAGCCCGCAGUCCUGACCGCGGCAUGGCACAGCCUAGCCGAAGGAGCGCAGCCUAGGUGCGGACGCAUACGCUAGCCAGUCGAGUCUACCGACGGAGCACUUGCUGCUGCUGGCGGCUUGUAAGGUCAGAGAGGCAAGACUUCACUUCAUACUCCUUAAUCCAAGAACAGAAGGUUUACUCUCCCUCCAGCCCCCAGUUAGAAGGCUUUCUUCUCAAGAGGAGCAAGAUGUCAGCAUUUCUCUUCCUGCUCUCCACUACUUGUUACUGAGCCCAAGUCCCAAGCUGAAAAUAACAGACCAGCCCUCCCUCUGUGCCUUUGUGGCCCCAUCCCCUGCUGUGACCAUGGAGACUCUCAGCAGCUGCCAGACUGCCUUCCUCUCUGAGCUGGUGCCCAGUGGUUACCUGGCUCAGGUCUUCCCAGGAUACUCUGAAGUAGAAGACCUGGCUGGGGAGGUGGUGCUGGAGAAGUCUGAGCAGUGUGACCAGGAUGACUUGAAUCCCAAGGAAGAGAAUGGUCAGAACAAGAAAAAAACCAAAGUCAACAAGAUCUGGAAUUUUGUAAGCCGCAGAAAAGUUGCCUCCAAUCAGGGGAAGCGCCCCCAGUCCAUGAUUUUAUUGGGAGUCACUUCAAGGCCAUCAGAGUUGAAGCCCAAAGUCACAUUAAUGGAUCGAAUGAAGUCAUUCAAGAGGUUGAAACCUUCAACUGGGGCCGCCAAGAAUACUCCUCCUAGGAGGAACAAGGCCCAGCAACCCCAAGAGAUUCCAGGUAUGUACCAGAUGAGAAAGGCCCAGGAGGCUCCAAAGCCUUUCCGCUAUUCUUACUCAGGCCACAUUGAAAGCCUGGAGCCCUUCCUUGUAGAUGUGCAGAAGCUAGUGCAUGCCCCCAAGAGGAUGAACCAGAAAGUACUGGCCUUCAAUGACUUUGGUAUGCAAGUGGAGGAGGAUUCCUGGGAGGAAGAGUCCCCUAAGCAGCCUGGUAGGGGCAGGCAGGCCAAAAGCUACCAGAAAAGCAUGUUACCUGGGGACCUUGAGGCCCCAUACACAUUAGCUGGAGACUCCAGAAUCCAGGAACUUGAGGCUGCCAUUGAGGGCUCAACCUUGGAAGGGAACAUGGAAGGGGGUUACAAGGAGGGCCCUGGGCACCUGCGCCGAGGCAAGACUAUGCCUUUUGGUAGUGUUGUCAAGUUCUUCAGCAGUGUGACCGAGGUGGCCCGAAAGUGGCGUUCAUUCUCCCGAGAAGAGUUUCAGAUGGGCAGACGCCGAGGUGAGGCCUACUUCAUCAGUGGUGACAGUGAAGACUUCAUUCUGGAGAAUGUAGCCUCCCGAGCCAACUUCCCACUCAGCCUGCCCUGCCACCCCUCUGAGGCUGUGUUGUGGGGCAGUGUAAUUGGGAGGCACCAGCGCCACCACCACAAGGCCUCACAAGCCUCAUUCACCUUUAAAAUGAGCGCAGAGGGCAAGGAGACUUUGGGCCAGGCCCUCACAGUUCCCUGCACUGCUGCUACCUUGGUCUCAACUUCAACCUCAGCUGUCUUCAAGUUCCAGGAUGACCUGACACCAAAGAAUGGCUGUAGCUUCCACUAUGGCCAUGCCUUCACUAGGGAGCACUCUUCCUCUAAAGAGCUUGAUGAAGACCCUGAGACUGUGGUCAGCUUCCUGAAAGAAGAUGACAGUGUUGGAGAGUCCCCUGAGCUGGGCACUUGUGCCAAGAGGAUGACCACCAAAGCGGUCAUGGAGAAGCUAGAAGAGAAGCCCAAUGAGAUGGAGGAGCAGGAUACCCACAGGGGACCUGUGGGGUCCACCCAGGCAGGGCAGCCUCAGGAUUCUGAUUUAGAUAUAGGAGCAGCAGAUGCAGAGAGAGAAGCCAGCAAAGCUUGUGCUGGAGUCCCCCGUACUCAGACUUUCUCUCCCCCAGCUGAACCAUCACCAAGGACUCCAUCCCUCAAAAUCCUCCUGGAAAAAUGCCACUCUCUGCCCAUCUCACAGAGCUUUCCCAGAGAGCUAGAUCAAGUGGGCUGGAGGAGACCUAGGAAGCUUUUCACAGGUAACUUGGACCAGGGCUCCAAGACACUAGAAACCUGCAAGAACAUUGGUGGAUACUUGAAGGCCCAGAGACAAGGAAACAAGCACAUUAAUGAACUGAUCACUGGAGAUUCCAUCGUUAGUGCUGAGGCAGUAUGGGAUCACGUCACCAUGGCCAACCGGGAGUUGGCAUUUAAGGCUGGCGACGUCAUCAAAGUCUUGGAUGCUUCCAACAAGGAUUGGUGGUGGGGCCAGAUCGACGAUGAGGAGGGAUGGUUUCCUGCCAGCUUUGUGAGGCUCUGGGUAAACCAGGAGGAUGGGGUGGAGGAAGGGCCCAGUGACGUUCAGAAUGGGCACCUGGACCCCAACUCAGACUGCCUCUGUCUGGGCCGGCCACUCCAGAACCGGGAUCAGAUGCGGGCCAACGUCAUCAAUGAGAUCAUGAGCACUGAGCGUCAUUACAUCAAGCACCUCAAGGACAUUUGUGAGGGAUACCUGAAGCAAUGCCGAAAGAGAAGGGACAUGUUCAGCGAUGAGCAACUGAAGGUGAUCUUUGGGAACAUUGAAGAUAUCUACAGGUUUCAGAUGGGCUUCGUAAGAGACCUGGAGAAACAGUACAACAAUGAUGACCCCCACCUCAGCGAGAUAGGACCCUGCUUCCUGGAGCACCAAGAUGGAUUCUGGAUAUACUCUGAGUACUGUAACAACCACCUGGACGCCUGUAUGGAGCUCUCCAAACUGAUGAAGGAUAGCCGCUACCAGCACUUCUUUGAGGCCUGUCGCCUCUUGCAGCAGAUGAUUGACAUUGCUAUUGAUGGUUUCCUUUUGACUCCAGUGCAGAAGAUCUGCAAGUAUCCCUUACAAUUGGCUGAGCUCCUUAAGUAUACCGCCCAGGACCAUAGUGACUACAGGUAUGUGGCAGCUGCUCUGGCUGUCAUGAGAAAUGUGACUCAGCAGAUCAAUGAACGCAAGCGGCGUUUGGAGAAUAUUGACAAGAUUGCCCAGUGGCAGGCCUCCGUCCUUGAGUGGGAGGGUGAGGACAUCCUAGACAGGAGCUCGGAGCUGAUCUACACUGGGGAGAUGGCCUGGAUCUACCAGCCCUACGGCCGCAACCAGCAGCGGGUCUUCUUCCUGUUUGACCACCAGAUGGUCCUCUGCAAGAAGGACCUGAUCCGGAGAGACAUCUUGUACUACAAAGGCCGCAUUGACAUGGAUAAAUAUGAGGUAGUCGACAUUGAAGAUGGCAGAGAUGAUGACUUUAAUGUCAGCAUGAAGAAUGCCUUCAAGCUUCACAACAAAGAAACUGAGGAGAUACAUCUAUUCUUUGCCAAGAAGUUGGAAGAGAAAAUACGCUGGCUCAGGGCUUUCAGAGAAGAGAGGAAAAUGGUACAGGAAGAUGAAAAAAUCGGCUUUGAAAUUUCUGAAAACCAGAAGAGGCAGGCUGCAAUGACUGUGAGAAAAGUCCCUAAACAAAAAGGUGUCAACUCUGCUCGCUCAGUUCCUCCUUCCUAUCCACCACCACAGGACCCAUUAAACCAGGGCCAGUACCUGGUUCCCGAUGGCAUCGCUCAAUCACAGGCCUGUCCCUCCCCUAACCUAAAAAAUCUGAACUGGAAGCAAAGAGGUGGAGACUCUGCUUCCUGAAAGAGAGAUUCAACUGCUUCCAUCACCAAGUAGGUUUAGCAUGGCAUUCCCCACUGCAAUCAAUCCAGGGGCCUGGUCAUACCUGCUUCACAUUUGCAGAUUUUUUAGGCAGCAUUGAUAGGAGUCUAUGAGAGGUCAAGACAGAGCCUACAUGACUGAGAUCAUCAGCUAUCUUCAAAUUAUUGACCUGGACAAGAUCCAAGGCUGACAGUAACCUCUCAUAUGGAAGAACAAGGACAAGCAUGGAAAGAGACAGCCUUGGCCCAUGAUAUGUACCUGAAGUUCCUAACACUCAAGUUUAUGAAACUCCCUGUUGUUAGCAGAUUGUAUGGAUAAUUUUCCAUGAUUCCUUUCUUCCUCUCUCCCUGUCUUCCUUCUUUUUCUUGCUAUCCUGGCACAGGAGGAUUACUGCUAUGAAAUGAGCAUAGUUAAAGCAUUUCUGGCACCCAAAAAAGGCCCUGUUUCCAACAUUCUCCCAUCCCAGAACAUUUGAAGCAAGCGAGGAGCCCAGGGGACUUUUUCUAUGAAGAAAGAAUCAGAGGCCAAGUUGCUACUCUCAGGCUAAAUUUUAGUAGGUUUUUACACUUGGGGAAAAUUAGCUUUCCCUACAAAGAGGCAGGUUCCUUAUGGCAGGAGUACCUGUUCCUCCUCUUCACAUGACCCCUUGGGUGAAUAGGCCUUGAACAGCAAGGAGAAUGGAGUACAACGGAGUGAGGAUGGGCCCUACUAUGGAGAUUCCCCAUUCCAGUGGGGAAUCUGGAGAUUGAGUCUGUCCUGGACCCUAUGGGGGAAGACUUCAUCAUGAAAGGACCUCAGCUUAAUGAGCAGCAGUAAUGGCUGCAGGGGACACUCAGCAUGGCUAGCUUGAUUGCUGCUCUAUUCCCUGCCAAGCCUGGGAAAGUUUUUUUUCCUCUAUGGGAAUCAAAUUACAAGCUCUUUAAAAUCCCAUUUCACCACACCCAAAUCGGGCUUGAGGAGUAAGCCAAGGUUGAGUCUGAGCUGGGCAGAGGGCUGGGGCUCGGGACUGGCCACUACUGUUCAGCACAUGACCCAGCUACUUAAGCCCCCUUGGCAAGGAGCCUGGUAUGCAGUGCCUAAGCUAAAAUGAUCUCCCUGGAAGACAGAAUGUCUUUCAAUGGCUGUGUAGGUUUCCCAUGAGUGUAUAUUCUUUUCCUACUUUCCAUUCCUUCCCACUAGGCUUGGCCUUGACAUGUUUCUCUAGGGCCUGGGGGUACACCAAGAAGGGAUGCUUGGACAAGUCCCUAGACCUAAUGCUAUCUCUUGGCCAAGAUCCCCCAUCCCCCCCUGCUCCCCUAGGACUGUGCCCAGAGCUCCAGGAUCAGGGAUUGUCACCUCUUUCCACCCACCUCUCAUACACCCAACCCACUGGCCUCAUCAGAUGCCAAUGACUUAUGAAAACAACAAGAAAGCAGUUUGCCAUUGGUUGGAUUUCCCCCUAGCCUGUGGCAGCAAAACAGACCAGUGGCCAACAGCCCCAAGGGGAGCCCCAUUACCUGGGCUCAGAGUCCAACCUAUUCUGUGUCCCCAUAGCAGUGCUAUCCCCAAGAAUUCAUAAAUCUCUGUUCCUGCAUGGCCAAGAGCUCCCCUUUCUUCAACUCGGUGAGGCCUGGAUUUGCUCCCCAAAAGGCUUUUCUAGUAUCUAUGGGUCCUGCUGUGGGAUGGUCCUAACACAGAAAUCAAACUCCUCAUUCUCCCUUUCUUUCUAUGUGUAUAUCUCUUAAGGGAUUUAUAAGGACAGCAGCAAGACAGUUUUAACAAUUCUAGUGUGAAGCCAAAUAGUGAUCUUUAAUGCUUUGGGGAUGGGGUGGGCUGGGGUGGAUGGAUGGGCAACAGUGAUUUUGAUUACCCCUGCUGCUCUGCAUUUGCCAGUUUAUUAUUUCAUUUCUUCUAUCUGACUGUUUGACCCUGUCAAACAAGUGUCAAAGUUGUGUGUUUAAAAAAAUGUUUAACAAAAAUAUGAUGUUGUAAUGACACAAAGCCUUAUGAAAAUAUUUAUGGAGUUCAAUAAAAGAAGUAAAAAGACA
Messenger RNA from Vicugna pacos (alpaca), 6065 nucleotides. Lineage: Eukaryota; Metazoa; Chordata; Mammalia; Artiodactyla; Camelidae. The record is from RefSeq and is a predicted model, not a curated record.